ACUUUGGUUUCUCCAUCAUCACCCUGUUAUAAACUCUUCCUCGUCUCCCAGUUGCAGAGCUCAAUUGUGCAGAGAUGGGUGUUGCAGAAAUGGAUUGCAGCAACCUGAGUUUGGGUUUAACAGCUGUAGGAGUGUUGGUGUCAUGGCUAUAUAUAUACAGAUGGCGUCAGAGAAACAAAGUGGGACCAAAGACAUGGCCAUUUGUGGGUGCAGCCAUAGAGCAACUCCUCAACUAUGAUAACAUGCACGACUGGAUUGCCUCAUACCUCUCUAAGUCCAAGACUGUCAAGGUUCCCAUGCCUCUCACACACUACACUUAUAUUGCAGACCCAGAAAAUGUAGAGUAUGUGCUCAAGACUAAUUUUCCCAACUAUCCAAAGGGAGAAACAUACAGGAAUUACAUGGAAGUGCUUCUGGGAGAUGGGAUUUUCAAUGCAGAUGGUGAAAUGUGGAGGAAGCAACGUAAGACUGCAAGUUUUGAGUUUGCUUCAAAAAAUUUGAGGGAUUUUAGCACUGUGGUUUUCAGAGAAUAUGCCCUGAAAUUGGCAUAUAUCCUGUCACGUACAUCACAAUAUGAGCAGUCCUUAGACAUGCAGGAUGCUUUGAUGAGAAUGACUUUAGAUUCCAUCUGUAAAGUGGGGUUUGGAGUAGAGAUAGGGACGCUGUCUUUGAAAAUGACAGAUACUCCAUUCGCCAAGGCUUUUGAUACUGCCAACAUUAUAGUCACUCUGCGUUUCAUAGACCCUCUAUGGCGAAUCAAACGUUUUCUGCGCAUUGGAACAGAGGCAUUGGUUAACCAAAGCAUACACACAAUCGAUGAAUUUACCUAUUCUAUGAUUCGCAAAAGAAAAGCAGAGAUCAAAAAGACCAAAACCUCAGGCAAGCAAUCUCAGAUUAAACCAGACAUACUGUCCAGAUUCAUUGAGUUGGGUGAGGAUCCAGAAAGUAAACUGUCAGACAAAAAUCUGAGAGAUAUAGUUCUGAAUUUUGUGAUUGCUGGGCGUGACACAACUGCUGCCACUCUCUCCUGGUUUGUUUACAUGAUGAUCACUCACCCUCAUGAAGCUACAAAGGUGUAUGAGGAAUUGUGCAAAUUUGAAGCAGAAAGAGCAAGAGAGGAAGGAGUGACCCUCAUACAAGUGGAUGGGCCAGAGGAUAUUCAAGGUUUCCACAAAAGGAUGGAGCAGUUUUCUCAGUUGCUUAACUAUGACUCUCUUGGAAAAUUGACUUAUUUGUAUGCAACCAUCACAGAGACUCUUCGCUUAUACCCUGCAGUUCCUCAGGAUCCCAAGGGCAUUUUGGAGGAUGAUACUCUGCCUGAUGGCACAAAGUUGAAGAGAGGAGGGAUGGUAACAUAUGUUCCUUACUCCAUGGGAAGAAUGGAAUACAUAUGGGGUCAUGAUGCACAAGAGUUUAAACCUGAAAGAUGGUUCAAAGAUGGAGUAUUCCAGCAUGUUUCCCCUUUUAAGUUCACUGCUUUUCAGGCCGGACCACGAAUAUGUUUGGGAAAAGACUCGGCAUUCCUGCAGAUGAAGAUGACCACUGCAAUUCUAUGCAGAUUCUUCAACUUCCAUUUGGUUCCUGGACAUCCAGUCAAUUAUAGAAUGAUGGCCAUUCUCUCCAUGGCCCAUGGCUUGAAAGUUACCAUUUCCAAAAGAAUCUAAUAUAAUUAGGCCAAAAUUUUAUGCAAUCACAGUUUAUUAUUAGUAAAGAUUCAGAAUCACUGCUUAACGGAUUUGGACUACUGAACAGUCAACUUCUCUGAGUUAAUUAUAUGGAGAAUUGAUUGAACUGAAUUCUAUUUUCAGUAGAUAUUCGAUAUUUUAUCUUAUGGAUUUUUAGAAAAACCAAUUGCUACUAAAGUAGUCUUACAAAGUAUACAUUUGAUAUUUAAUGAUUUGUUUUUUGAUUUAAGUAUAAAAAGUUUUAAAAUUUUAAAAUUA
Messenger RNA from Cryptomeria japonica (Japanese cedar), 1943 nucleotides. RefSeq names its product cytochrome P450 704B1. Lineage: Eukaryota; Viridiplantae; Streptophyta; Pinopsida; Cupressales; Cupressaceae. The transcript is spliced from 6 exons. The coding region runs from base 75 to 1664 and encodes 529 amino acids. The record is from RefSeq and is a predicted model, not a curated record. Gene Ontology annotation, molecular function: iron ion binding; oxidoreductase activity, acting on paired donors, with incorporation or reduction of molecular oxygen; monooxygenase activity.